AUGGACGUGACCGCGGUGAACGCGGGCACCUUCACGCCACGACGCGCUGCAAAGUAUCUGGAUGUGCCGCUGGAUGUUGAAGAGGUUGAGUUGCGCCGUGCCUACCGCAACGCUGCAAGGCGCUGCCACCCCGACAAAGAUGGCAGCACAGAGGAGUUUCUGAGGCUCAAUGAGGCCUUGGAAGUCUUGAUCUCGACGCGGCCGUCCACGGCAGGGACUGGCACAGGGCGCACGGGGACCACGGGAACCACGGGAACCACGGGGACUACGGGGACUACGGAAAGCGAGAGGCUGGACAAACAUUUCUUCGGGACCAACUUUCAGUCCGAUCAUUUCGAUCCUCGCGCAUGGCAUGGGGAGGCCUCCAACGAGUCCCUGGAAGACUUGCAAUGCGUUUGGCGCUGUCGCAGCUGUCCGGAGCAGAGCUCGGUGUGUUGUCGCUUGAAAACCAAGCAGUUGCAAGCACCACGUACGCGACCACCGGCAGCUGGAAGGCUUCCCCUGGCCCUGCAGCAAAGUUCUGCCGGGCAAGGUGGCCACCCCGCUUCCGAGCACGAGACAACGUGGCAGAGACAAACCUCCAAGGUGGGGGACGGGAGCAGAGGAGCCUGGGGCCGAUCUUCCAAGCUGCAGGGCUUUGGCACAAGAUUAUCAAAGGCUGUUACAGUACAGGCGGCCUUCGCGCGGGAGUGGGUGGCGCAAGGCUUGCGCCCCGAAUGUGUGGCGGAGGCCGAGGAGAAGCGAAGUCGCUGGCAGAACCAGGCGGCCUCGCUCGUGGGAUCCGGCAUGGAUCUGAGCGCAGCAAAGGCGGCGGUGAAAGCCAAAGCGCAGAAGAUGCAGGAACGGUUCAACGUUUGGGUUUUUGGGUCAGUUCACUGCGGUGGCACUGUCUUUGAUCUGCAGAUCUCCAUGUGUGCUGAAGCAAAGAUGAUGGAGGAACUGCUGGGCGCUGUCGAAGAAACGCUCGAUGGCACGCGCUUGCCAGGUGCAGCACACUCAUCGCACAACGAGUGGUGCGGACUUUUGGUGGUUGAGUGA
Molecule: messenger RNA, 1038 nt
Organism: Cladocopium goreaui
Lineage: Eukaryota; Dinophyceae; Suessiales; Symbiodiniaceae
Source: the annotation of a GenBank genome assembly